AUGCCCAGUUAUGUCAAGUUCUUGAAAGAUAUCCUCUCCAAAAGGAGAAAGCUAAGUGAGUUUGAAACUGUCUCCUUUACAGAAGAGUGUAGUGCAAUUCUCCAAAAUAAACUGCCACCAAAACUCAAAGAUCUAGGUAGUUUCACAAUCCCUUGCACAAUUGGUAAUUUAUUUUAUACAAAAGCUUCAAGUGAUUUAAGUGCAAGUAUCAAUUUAAUGCCUUGGUCAAUUUUUGAGAAACUUGGUUUGGGGGAAUGCAAACCCACUUCUGUUACUUUGCAAUUGGCUAAUCAUUCUUAUGUGUACCCAAAGGAAAUUAUUGAAGAUGUUCUUGUCAAGGUAGAUAAAUUUAUUUUUCCAGUUGAUAUUAUAAUUCUUGACAUGGAAGAAGAUAGGCAAAUUCUAGUCAUUCUUGGGAGGCCAUUCUUAGCAACUGCUAGAGCUUUGAUUGAUGUUGGAAAAGGUGAGCUCACUUUGAGAGUUCAAGACCAACAAGUAACAUUUAAUAUUUUAAACGCUUUAAAAUUGCCUGUGACAUCUGAAGACUAUUUUUUUGUGAGUGUGGUAAAUAACUUUACAAAUGAUGUUUUCUUAGAAGAAAAUCCCAAUGAUCCUCUUGAAGCAUGUUUAGUUGCUAACUCUGAUAGGGAUGAUGAUGAGUUUAUUGAAUAUUCAAAUUUGUUGAAUGCUCACUCCAAAUUUAAAACUAAUCAUCAAUUUGAGUCUUUAGAUAUUUUAGCUUCUUUGGUGCCAGCUUCUAAGCCCUCCAUUGAGGAACCACCUACUUUGGAACUCAAACUUCUGCCUGCACACUUGAGAUAUGCUUUUCUUGGAAAAUCUUCUACUCUUCUAGUUAUUAUUUCUACUGCUCCUACUAACAUGCAAGAGUUGAAGUUAUUGAGGACACUUAGAGAAUUCAAGAAAGCAAAAGGGUGGACCAUAGCUGAUAUUAAGGGAAUUAGCCUUUCUGUUUGUAUGCACAAAAUUCUCCUUGAGGAAAAUCAUAAAGCCACAAUUGAAUAG
Molecule: messenger RNA, 1023 nt
Organism: Theobroma cacao (cacao)
Lineage: Eukaryota; Viridiplantae; Streptophyta; Magnoliopsida; Malvales; Malvaceae
Source: RefSeq, a predicted model, not a curated record